UGGUCCACGUAGUGUUACAGCACUGCAAACGUCUGCAAGUACGGCUUCAUCUGUCCGCAGAGUUCCUCACUCCUUCACAAACAUUCCACUUUGCAGUCGCAAUGGCCACAGCUGGGAAGGUCAUUAAGUGCAAGGCAGCCGUUGCCUGGGAGGCGGACAAGCCUUUGGCGAUUGAGGAGAUCGAGGUCGCUCCUCCUGAAGCCGGCGAGGUCCGAAUCAAGAUUGUGGCAACAGGGUUGUGCCACACAGACCUGUACCACCUUUUGGAGGAGAAGCCUAAAUAUGGCUUUCCAAUCGUCCUCGGACAUGAGGGAGCCGGUAUUGUUGAGAGCGUUGGGCCUGGAGUCACGGAAUUUCAGCCAGGAGACAAGGUGAUUCCUGUUUUUGUCCCUCAGUGCCGCGAAUGUCGCUUUUGCAGGAAUCCGAAUAGCAACCACUGUGUAGGAGGACGGAUGAGUGAUCGCUACAAUAUCAAGUCUGACAUAGUAAGCAGGAUGGCUUGUAAAGGACAGAAGGUGUUGCAGUUUGCAGGAACCAGCACCUUCUCUGAGUACACCGUGACGAACCAGGUCUCUGUGGCUAAGAUCGACCCUACAGCCCCUCUGGACAAAGUCUGUCUCCUCGGCUGUGGAGUCUGCACAGGAUACGGAGCGGCAGUAAAUACUGCAAAGGUCGAGCCAGACUCCACAUGUGCUGUUUUUGGCCUUGGUGCCAUCGGAAUGGCUGCAGUCAUGGGCUGCAAGGCUGCAGGAGCCAAGAGGAUUAUUGCUGUUGACAUCAACCCCGAUAAGUUUGAGAAGGCCAAACUCUUUGGUGCCACUGACUUUGUCAAUCCAAAGGAACACACCAAACCCAUCAGCGAAGUCCUUCAUGAGAUGACUGAUGGAGGAGUGGACUUCUCCCUGGAAUGUGUCGGGAAGGUAGAAGUUAUGCGCAGUGCUUUGGAGUCCUGUGUCCAAGGUUGGGGUGUCAGCUGCGUGGUGGGCUGGACCAACUUGGCCGACUUGGCAGCCCGACCUCUUCAGCUCAUUGGUGGUCGUACAUGGAAGGGCUCCAUGUUUGGAGGCUUCAAGAGUAAGGAUGGUGUCCCUCAAAUGGUUAAAGCUUACCUUGACAAGAAGAUCAAGCUGGAUGAGUUUAUCACUCACAAAAUGUCGUUGGAUCAGAUCAAUGAUGCCAUUGAGCUGAUGAAAGAAGGGAAAUGCAUCCGGACAGUUAUGAAGGUCUCUCCAUAAGAUGAUGUCCACUUCUCUUGAAGCCACACCCAAAGUCAUUCAAGAACCUUCGGCUGUAUUAUAUUGAACCUUACCUCAAUGGGUGAUCAGCCGACAGCAUAAAACAAAAGUGCGUUCGGGGUGGGCCACUUUACUAUUUCUCAGCUUUGGAAAAUCUUGGCAUAUACCGCAUGAAAGGCCAAGAUGGUGAAAGUUUUCCUUGCAGCCAUCAGCACAGUAGGAGGAGGUGAUCAGUAGCAAAGAAAAGCUGUACUGUCUUGGCCCUUGAUGUCCAUCUCUUGCGGGGGGGGGGGCAAACUUUUUUUGGCUUUGUAAUAUCCUGUGAUAUCCUUAUUGGUGGCUACACCUGUUUCUAAUCCACCACCAACCCAUGAACUAUUUAGCAGGGGGCAGAUAUUCAUUUGGUUGUCCUUGAAGUUUGAACUUCUUGUCUUUCAUUAAUUAGUGCCUUAAACCUUUCCUGUUUAAUUAAUUGUUACAUGUUUGUAAAUGAAUGUUCCGUUUGAUUUUGUUUGAAAU
This is a messenger RNA of Thalassophryne amazonica, 1754 nucleotides long. Its product is annotated as alcohol dehydrogenase 1-like. Gene Ontology annotation, cellular component: membrane; cytosol. Gene Ontology annotation, molecular function: zinc ion binding; S-(hydroxymethyl)glutathione dehydrogenase [NAD(P)+] activity. The record is from RefSeq and is a predicted model, not a curated record. The transcript has 9 exons. Lineage: Eukaryota; Metazoa; Chordata; Actinopteri; Batrachoidiformes; Batrachoididae. Gene Ontology annotation, biological process: formaldehyde catabolic process. The coding region runs from base 102 to 1235 and encodes 377 amino acids.